ACAAUGCUCUUCGGCACGGGUUGUCGUGUGCGCGCUGUUGGUGGUGCUGAAGCUGCGCGUGCCUCUGAGGUUGCUACCAUAGAAAUCCACCCGAGCAUCCAUCCGGACCACAACGGGGAAUCCGUUUUCUUCAUCGACGGUCAAAAAAAACUGCCAGCUGCGAGAUGUCAGGAUGUUGGUACCAGCUGUUUUAGCCCAACUCAACUGAAAAAAAAACAUUGAACUUAUUUUAUAUUACGGAUUUUCUUUCAGACACAAUCUAACAAAAGCUGCCGCCGCGUUUUGCCGCUCCGCGUCCUUUAUGCACAGCACGCUGCUCCGGACCUCCCCGACAAAACGCACCUUCGUGUCCGAGCACCAUGGCCCGUUGCCGGCGCUUUCGCUGAAAAACAUGGAAGCCAAACAACACCCGAUAAAGAGCCUCAAAAGCUACCCGGAAACAGGCGGCCGGAGCCUGGCAGCGGCACCCGGAGGAGACGGAGGAGGAGGAGGAGGCGGCUACCGAGCCGGCUCGGCUGAAAUGGACAUGGAGGCGAAGAUCCAGAAAGCCAUCGACUUCAAGGUGGAGGGUCACCGCUGCUACAAGGAGAAGAAAUUUCGGGAGGCGAUCGGCAAGUACCACCGGGCGCUGCUGCAACUCAAAGGGGUGCACGUCAUCGACGGGACGGCGGGCUCCGAGGUCAACCUGCUGAGCCAAGCCGGGACCAAGAUGACCGAGGACCAGCGGAGAGCCGUGGAAAGAACCGAGAUCGAGUGCUACGACAGCCUGACAGCGUGUCUGUUGCAGUCGGAGCUUGUUAACUAUGAGAGGGUGAAGGAGUACUGCCUGAAGGUGCUGAGCCACCAGAGAGACCACUUCAAGGCCAUGUACCGAGCCGGCAUCGCCUUCUAUCACCUGGGGGACUACGAGUGUGCCCUCCGCUACCUGCGCGACGCCAAGAACCGCGAACCCUCAGACACCAACGUGCUGCGCUACAUUCAGCUGACUGAGAUGAAGAUGAGCAAGAGUUGUCAGCGGGAGCGAGAGAGCAGCAAAGAGACGCAUGGCUAACCCCCGACCUUUACGGCCUCCUGACCCCUCGACCUUUGACCCUCCCAUCGACCCUCCCUUCCCUCGUCCGCUAUCGACUCCGGACAGCAGCACAGACGGAAGAGACGGACCCGAAAACAGACAGCCGGCGAUGGAUUAAAAAACCGGGAGACAUAUCAAGCUCUGACUGCGACCCAACCUCCUUUCCCUUCCCUCUUCUUCUCCACUCUUCCCUCCCUCAGGUCGUGUGGCUCCUCCCCCUAGACGCAGACGGUUGAGCAAACUUAGAAAAAAAAAAAAAAAAAAUUGAAACGCUGUAAUAUACUCGUGCGAAACAGUCAUUGUGGUGGAAGUGGAAAAAGGACCAUUCAAAAUUGACACAUGAAUAAGAGACAUUUCCGUAAUUUAGUCAUUGUUUUUAAGAAGAAAAAAAAAGCAUUUUGUUUCUGCUCUCUUGCUCUUUUUCUCUCUGCCUUCUCUCCAUCUUAUUUCAAACUCUUGAGGAGAAUUCCUAGCGCCGCGAAGCUCGACCCCUUGAGGGGGGGCGGGGGGGGGCGGGGGUGUACGUGCUUGAACAUAAGUGGAGGACAGUGAAGGGGGUGGGUGGGUGUGUGUGUGUGUGCGUGCGUGUGUGCGACACAUAUCAAGACCAUAGCCUCAUCUGAUUGUACAUCCUCCCCCACUAUAGGGCUUACUCAGGCCGCGGACUACGGGACGGACGAGCACGAGAAACCUUUUCAUCAAGUAGAGGAAACGCCUGCCUCUGUGCAUAAUCUAUCGCUCUACUGUCUCCCUUUCUCUCUCCCAUAAACCAUGUAACUUGUCAAUUCAAGGGCUAUUUCACGUGUUUGUAAACUGUUACUAGGUUGUUGUUGUUUUUUUUAUUUGCUUUCGUUGUUCUUCAUGCUCGGUAGUUAUUAGUGGUCGAAAGCAUCUCUGUGUACCGCGGGUCUCGCUGUCAUCAGAUGUACUAUCGUAGAAACUGCUGUAUCUUGAAUCUCUUGUCAUGUGUCGCCGUCUAGAAUGUGGAAGCCACUCGCACCCCCCCCCCCCCCUCCCGCCCUGCUCUUUACUCCCGUUAACGAUGUCACAACGGAAAUAAGCCAAUGGGAUCCGAGUUCCAUCAGCUGUCGUUGGCUAUGAGGAAAUCCACUUUAAAGUUUCACAGCGAGAAACACUUUACAAUUUCUUCUAAACAGAGGUCCGACCUUUCAUCGCUAGUCCUGAAGCUUCCCAGACAUUGACAAGUCACCUGGGAGGCAACGUCAGUGCAGGGGAAAAUCAAAUCGCCUUCUUGGAGCACUCAGCUUUAGUGCGCUUCAACAAGAGUGAGCCAUUUUGCCAGCUUUCACAUUAGACAACACGACCAAUGAUAUGGUUUGUGGAUAUCCAUGGCUGGCUGUAAAAACAUACUUUAUCUGCUUCUUCUGUGACCUGUGAAGACGAAUCGCUGAUCAUGCAAAUGUUGCUCUCACGGUAGCUUUGCCCGCAGGCUUAAAUCUGCCUGUGCUGUUCUGCAUAUGGUUUGGAUUGAAGAUUCUUGAAAGCAUGACCUGAAUUUCCCUUCUCCAUGAAACCCAGUUUCCUCCUCCUCGUUUGCAAGUCCACCUCCUGCAUGUAAAGUGCGGUUCCAGAGAGUUGAUUUCAAAUGUAUGGGACUGGGAUUAUACCUGCUCGAUUGCUUCCAUGGCAUGCGGCCACACUGCUCUCUCUCUCAUACCUCUAUUUCAACCAUUCUGCCCUUUAAGAAACACAGAAGGUGGCAACAGGCUGUGACCCGCGCAGUAGAAUAGGGGGUCACCUUCUGCCUCAGCCAAGGUGAGAGAUGAGACGCAAUCAAACCGCGUAGGAUGUUCAAAAAGAUGUGGCAGAAGAAACCAGAGAAAUAUCCUGUACAAGAUGUAUCCUCCCAAUGUGUUCAGUUACCUGUUAGGAGGUCAAUAGGGACUUAAGUGUGUCAAUGGGACUGUUGAAAGUGUUGAGGGGACCGGUAUGACACAGAAGGGCUCCAGUGGAGGGCGAAGUAGGCCAUCACCAUCCUCAUCGUCCUCAUCGUCCUCAUCGUCCUCGGUGAAGCAGCUGCAGAUCCAAGUCACUCCGGCAGCAGGGAAACCGCAUUACAAGCAGACAACGUUUAGAGGGUCAUGCAUCAUACCGUAAACAGAGAUUUAACGCCCAGCAAGGCUUUUUCUCAGCAGACACGUGGACUUGUCAAAGCAGGAAAAGCACAGAUUUGUUUGUUGCCAAAUUAAGAUUUAAAAUGUUCCUUCAGAUUGAGCUGAACGACUUGAGGUGUCCUCUUAGCUUAAUUAGCCGUGCAGUGUAAAUUAUAUGAGAUAUAUUUAAAUAUAAAUAUAGAAUACAUAUAAAGUUUGACAUUUUGGGAAAUGUGCGGAUAUGAAGCCACCAACAGCAGCAGGUUAGCUUAGCACACAGCUCACCAAAUAAUUGGAUUGAUUCCCCAAGUGUCAGAGCACUCCUUCAUAUCAUCUUACUGCUGAAUUAAAUUAAUUCAUUGUCCCUCAUUUCUCCUGGUGGAAAGCACAGCAUUAUUCUAAAGGAAAUUACUUGUAAUGCUCACAAGUAUCGAGUGGAAAAACACUUCGUGGCCCAGCUUCAGGGGGUUCGACGCUUUAGUGUCCCAGAGGAAAUAACGCAGCAAACAACAGCGACGAAAUGGCCCCUGCAGGCUGCGUCUCCGUGGCUGCCUGGUCUAAGUCUGCUUACUCAGGGGCCCUUCAGGGACAGGUCUCCUCCCAUGGUCCUCUCUCCAUGGCACCAGUCCGCCAUCUUGUUAUUGUCGUUCUCGCUCGAGGUGUAACGCAGCCGUCGAGGCACAACUCGCUUCGCACACAACAACAACAACAACAACGUUCGUUUCUGACUGAUCCGUUUUGGUUUUUAUUGGCAGAGCCCACAGUGGAGCCGUUAUCGUGAGCGUAAUCUGUGCAAAUAGAGCUAGACACACAAUUAGUGUAGCUUGGAAAAGAAACAACAAAAAGCACAACAACAACGACGGAAUAGUCAAACUGGCUGUUAUUUUUGCUUUUUUGCUUUGAUGUCAUUUAAGGUAACUGUUUGUCAAAUGUCAGAGUACUUUUUGUGAAUAUAUGAUACAAAUGUACAAAAAAAAUUACAAAAAAUGGAAAGUUUUAUGGUUGUAAAGAGCUUUACUUUACGGAAUGACUUUAUCAGCGUAAAAGAAAAGCAAGAGAUAGAAAAGAUAAUUUAUAACUCGGCCCCCGAGUUGCUUUGUGAGUCUGUACAUGUUGGUAUUUCUGUUGAUGUUUUCGUCGAGGGAUCCAGAACCAUUUACCUUUGACCCGGCUCCUCUGUUUCUGCACAGCAAGACGAACAGUAACUCGGAGCAGCAGUUGGAUCUGAGCUGCUCCUUCAAAGCCCCUUAGCUCCAUCCGGGUUGGUUCUGCGACCGAUGGAGGGGAAACAGAAGGACAUGAAGCUGGAGACGUCAAAGCUAGGACUUUGUUUUUGUUCCGCCUCGCUCCCAGGAGGCCUUUUCCCAUUCAACAUUCAAACAUCGCGGGCCUCCAUCACUGGUUUUACUGGUCUGCUAGCCUGGUAAUGCACUAUUGACUAGUAAAUGAAGAUUAUGAAUAAAGUUUAAAACAAAGAGGA
This is a messenger RNA of Pungitius pungitius (ninespine stickleback), 4666 nucleotides long. It is a transcript of the gene ttc9b, whose product is annotated as tetratricopeptide repeat domain 9B. NCBI's taxonomy places the organism in Eukaryota, Metazoa, Chordata, Actinopteri, Perciformes, Gasterosteidae. The transcript is spliced from 3 exons. Bases 302 to 1051 code for a protein of 249 amino acids. Gene Ontology annotation, molecular function: protein binding. The record is from RefSeq and is a predicted model, not a curated record.